Molecule: messenger RNA, 2656 nt
Organism: Micropterus dolomieu (smallmouth bass)
Lineage: Eukaryota; Metazoa; Chordata; Actinopteri; Centrarchiformes; Centrarchidae
Gene: meis1a
Product: Meis homeobox 1 a
Exons: 15
Coding region: 662-1852 (396 amino acids)
Biological process (GO): positive regulation of cell population proliferation; hemopoiesis; positive regulation of transcription by RNA polymerase II
Molecular function (GO): DNA-binding transcription activator activity, RNA polymerase II-specific; RNA polymerase II cis-regulatory region sequence-specific DNA binding
Source: RefSeq, a predicted model, not a curated record
UUGCAGAAAGUAAAGCCGAGAUCUGAACACGAUGAGGAAAGUCCCUGAGGAGCGGAACACAUGAGGCAGUGCGCUUCGCGGCGGAGCACCUUCCCAAGUCUGGUGGGAGCUGCGGGGAGGCGCAGGGAGUCUCUGCUCCUUUAAGUGAGCGAAGAAACUCUCCCCUCCCUCGCUCCCUCUCCCCUCGCCUCAAUCCCGGACGGCCUGCUCUGAAGGAGGAGGAAGCCGCUUCGCCGGCGCUGCGAUAGGGAUUUGAACGCACCUCCGCGCAGAAGACAGCGCCGCACGGCUCGGCUCAGAGUGCAGCGGGCGGGUCCGCGUCAACCUCCACUUUGGAUGUAACCUGAUCGGAUUCGGCCCGGUGACUGAGCGGUUGGUUGUUGUCUGGAGCUGGAGGCCGGGAGCAGGUCAGGCAGCGUCUGCCCGGGGUGGUGCUGCUGUUGGCGGAGCGUCGCCGUCUGUCGGUUCCCGUGGAGAGGGGAGCGGAGCCUGCAGGGACCUGCUGCUGCUCUCAGGGUGUUUGUGCUUUUAUCUCCACGGCUGGACUCGGAUACACUCGUUACACACGGGAUUAACUGAUUAACGCUCCGGUACCCGGGGAGUUGGAUGUGUGUUUUGCCCCGCAGGAGUCACCUGGAGUCCGGGCGGAGAGACGGGGCCGAUGGCGCAACGGUAUGAAGAUCUGGCCCACUAUGGGCUGGAAGGGGUGGGCGGUGUGUACGGAGACCCACACCACCAUCAUCACCAUCACCACCAUGCCGCUGCUGCUCGCUCUCUGCAGGCCGUGCACCUGGCAGCCGCCGCCGCCACUGCUGGUGGUCCAUACCCUCCACACCAGUAUGCCCAGUCCACCCACAGUGGCAGCAGCAGCACGGCCGCCACAGCCGGGGACGCUGUCAAGAGGGACAGAGACGCCAUUUAUGGACAUCCUUUAUUCCCUCUGCUCGCACUGAUUUUUGAAAAAUGUGAAUUGGCAACCUGCACACCGAGAGAGAGCGGCGUUGCCGGUGGAGACGUCUGCUCCUCGGACUCCUUCAACGAGGACAUCGCCGUCUUCUCCAAACAGAUUCGAUCAGAGAGGCCUUUAUUUUCAUCAAGCCCAGAGCUGGAUAAUUUGAUGAUCCAGGCUAUACAAGUGCUGCGCUUCCACCUUCUGGAGCUGGAAAAGGUUCAUGAGCUUUGUGAUAACUUCUGUCAUCGAUACAUCAGCUGUCUGAAAGGGAAAAUGCCGAUCGAUCUGGUUAUAGACGACACAGAUGGAAACAAAUCAGACAGCGAGGAUUUCAUCAGGUCAUCGGGGAACAACAUGGAUCAGCUUUCAUGGAGCAGAGAUCAUGACGACGCAGCAUCGAUCCGAUCGGCCGGGACACCGGGACCGUCCAGCGGUGGACACACGUCUCACAGCGGCGACAACAGCAGCGAACAAGGGGACUGUCUGGAUAACGGCAUGGCGUCUCCCAGCACAGGGGACGAUGACGACCCCGACAAAGACAAACUGCACAACAAAAAAAGAGGCAUCUUCCCCAAAGUGGCCACGAACAUCCUGAGAGCCUGGCUUUUUCAGCACCUGACUCACCCGUACCCUUCAGAGGAGCAGAAGAAGCAGCUCGCUCAGGACACCGGCCUCACCAACCUGCAGGUCAACAACUGGUUCAUCAACGCGAGGCGGCGGAUCGUUCAGCCCAUGAUCGACCAAUCGAACCGAGCAGUGAGCCAGCCAGGACCGUACGGCCCAGAUGGUCAGCCAAUGGGAGGCUUCGUUAUGGACGGACAGACACACAUGGGAAUCAGACCACCUGCUCCUAUGGGUGGUGUUGGGAUGGGUGUGGAGGGACAGUGGCACUACAUGUAGCACCACCAACACCCCCCCCUGCCGCUAGAGGACCCGCUCAGUGUCCCAGGAAACCACCGACUCAGCAGGUCUGCAGACCUCCUUUGCAGGCGUGGAGCAGGACCCCACGCCUCCUCACCCAUCCUUCCCUCAGCCCCACCCCUCCGGGCAUCUACCUGGCCUGAUGAGGAAAACACCCGACCGCCACCGGAGACGCUUUGUGACUUAAAAAUCAGCUGAAGCACAAAAACAAAAGAGAGUGUGGGGACAGCUGAAGAUCCUGCAGGGAACAAUUACCAGCUGUGCGUCCUGGCUCGUCACACUCGAGGAUUUUUCUGAAUCAGGACACAAACGUCGAUGUGGCGUUUCUGGAUUUGAUCGUCAGCAGCCCAGAAUGUCGUCCAACAGAUUUGAACCUUUUUGUUCCUCUCUGGACUACAACUAUGGAAGCCUCAAGUGGACAUUCUGGCACCAGCAGCGCAUCCUUCCCCUCCUCUCCAGCAGUUCAACACAUGGAGCUGAUGUCUGUAUUCUAUUGUAAGGCAUUUUUUUCAAAAUGUCUACAAACCAUUUUUUCAAGAGACUGACGCUCUGAAAAAUGGGCGGCAGAGGUCACGUGACCGGGCGCUGUUUACUGUGGACUCUCAGAGGGUGAGAGACAAGUUGUUGCAAGCGCUCUGCUGCUGCCUUUUGAAUAAUAUACUGGACUUAUACUGUUUCACUUUUCACACCGUGUGUGUUCGGCUUUUUUCACAGACUUCUUUCUUCCCCCUGAGCCCCACAAACCUUUUUGAGUUUAAAAUAAAAAACGUGAAGCAAAUCUGA